GCCUGCAACAUCUGUGCUUGGUGGAAAGCAGCAUAAGAAUUUUGCGCCCUGGAGGCACAGGCCUACCCCUCCGCUACCAAUGCACCAAAUGAUGAGGCAAAGCCAACUGAAGAUGGUUCUACAAAUUUAAUAAUGGAGUUUGAAAACGUUCCCAUUGAAAAAUGGACAGAGGCCAUGGUCAGUGCCUGGCUAAAGUCCAUUGGCAUAAAAGAAGACUAUGUGACCAAGCUGAACGAAGAAGAGGUGAAUGGCAAGAUUCUUCUGGAAGUAACGGAGGACUUUCUGAAAAAAGAAACUGGAAUGAAAUCUGGGCCAGCUCUUUUGAUCAUCAAAAAGAGAAAGGAAUUUGUUGAAUUGCUUAAGAAGGCCCAAAAGGUCCAAAGGCCUAAAAAUCAAGGAGCUUCUAAAAGGGAACACUUCGAUGCCAAAAAUGUCCCAGAGACAAAGGAAAAUCCUCCAGAAGCCAAGGAAACCUCUUCAAGCUCAGAGAUUCAAUCUGUGUUAGCAUCAAAAAAGGACUGUAGACCUAGACCAUUUUGCAAAAAUGGUAUUGAUUUUACAUAUGUCAAGCACAGUGUCCUGCAGCCAGAAUCAGGUGUUAUUGAUCUCAUAUCUCCUUGCCAUGAGUACAAGUCAUUUGCUACCGCAGCCACUUUAGACCGCACAAGGCUACAGGCCAAAUUUGCCAAAGAGGUCUUGAAAUUUGGUGUUGGUUGCAUGAAUGUAAGAUCAAAUGGCACCAUACAUUUUGGUGUAAUGGAUAGUAGGGAUGACUCUGGCUAUGUGCAUGGUGAGAUUAUUGGUGUGCCAGUGGCUGAAAAAGACAUGUAUGUUGAUGCCCUUGAUCACAUUAAGAAAGCCUUUCCCAUUGGUGAGCAUGCCGAGCAUGUGGAACUGUGUAUACGGCCACCUGAAUUCAUUGAGGUUACUGACUUAAAGAACAGCUGUGAAAAGAUGUAUGUUGUGGAAGUUGACAUUGUUCCUGCUAUCGAUGUUGUAAAGAACAGAGUAUAUUCUGUUCGUCUACCAAACUUCAGACAGGAUACAAACAAGGUUGACUUUGAAAAAGAAGUCAUCUACCGCAGGACAGGCUCGAAAACAGAACCAGUUAGUGAUCCAAAUGAAUUCUACCAACGGGUCCGUGACAGGGAUGCUCUUCGAGAAAGGGCUGAGCAGACAUGUUUUGACAGUAACCCAGAAGUCAGCCAAGACCUCGGUAGAAAACUGACAAUGCUCAUUACCAGUGGCAAGAAAUUCAUUGAGAAGGAAAAAUGGUAUAUUCUUGUCACAAACAAAUUCGGAGAGCAAGACCUAGGCAGCAUAGACUUUCUGUUGAAUAUGAAGAUCUUCAGUGUGUUUGAUUUUGAUCCUGACUCCAAAGUAUCAGGAUUGUGCAGUGAAUUCUUAAAACACCAUGCUGCAAACUUGCACUUCAUGCAAGACUACAGAAUUCCCACUGGGAAGAGUGUCACUGAUUUUUCAAGCCAUCUUCAUUUAUUUGAACAGACAAGUUGGAUAUUUUGCAAUGGACGCAGUGACUUCAAAGGAAAUGAGGCUCAGUGUGAUGAUAUGACAUGGAUCAAAACCAGAAUGACUCUGCUUCGAGAAUGUGUGUCAGUGAUCUGUAAACAGAUCUUGCCAAAAGGCACCUUCAUUGUGGUGUUUUUACUCACAUCUCCUGUUGAGAAACCUCUACUGCACACUUUCUAUGAGUUUUUUACUGACAUGGAAGGUCAUGAAGACAUCAUAUGCAUCUCAGAAUCAGAAGAAAACUUCUUGAAGUGGCAGAGCUUUGCAGAGGGGUCAUGCGGCGCAAUCACUGUCAAUCACUCAAGUAUAGUUGGAAUGAAAAUGAGUCACAUCAAUGCAACCCUCAAGCGCAUACAGCCGAUGACUUCACGCCCUUCAAAACUCCUGCCAGUCUAUCGAAAGGGAGAGUGCAACCUUGACACUCGUGAGGAAGAGAGGAUGUAUUCCCUUGAAAUCUUGAGUGUUAACCAUUGUGAUGAAACCAGCCUUGACUUUGUUGAGGACCAGAAAGAAGCCAUUGAAAUGCAGUUUUAUCAUGGAGGAAAAGUUAAUUGGUUGAACUUCUGGUUAGCUGACAAGAAGUUUGUCGGGGAUAUCAUCCAAAGGGAUGCUUACCAUGAUAUUUCAAGUCUGAUCCAAGACAACCUCAAAACAAAUGUUGAGCAACUACCAAUCUGUUGCCUGAAUAUAAACCAUCAUCCAGGAAGUGGUGGUAGUACAGUGGCAAGGCAAGUUCUUUGGAACAACCGAAAAAGCCUACGAUGUGCUGUUGUCAAGCCAUCAUACUCUGCCUCUUUAGUGGCAGAGCAUGCCUUCCAGAUUCGAGAAUAUGAAGAGAAAGACAUGCAAAAUUGUCUCCCAGUUCUCUUACUGUUGGAAGACUGUGACAGAGAGUAUGUGGAUGAUUUGAAGAAUGAAUUGGAGGCAGCAUUCAAUACCAAAAAGAUCAGACGUGGAACAUUGUGCUUCAUUUUGCUUACCUGCAGACGAUCCCAUAACCCAGAAAAAAUGUGUAAGGAAUCACCAUUGGAGAAUGUUGCUGUGACUCACAAACUCUCAGAUGAAGAAAAGAGACUUUUUGCAACCAAACGUAACAUACUUGAGCAAAGCUAUCAGCCUGAGUUCAUCUUGACUUUUGUAUUAAUGACGGAGGAAUUCAAUCACCAGAAAAUAGUUGAGUACGUACAACAAUUUGUGACACAUUUGCUCCAAGGGAUUGACCAUGACUCAGUGGUGACAAGGCUUAUUCGCUAUGUUGCACUGCUGAACACCUAUGUGCAAAACUCUUUCAUCUCUCAGUCCCACUGUGAGGCCUUACUAGCUAUACCAAUUCACCUUGAUAGAUUUCGGCAGCAUGCCUUUGAGCGAUCCCUAAGUGAGCAAGCAAAAUUGGUCUUCAUACAUCUAAGGGAUGAUAGGACACACAUACAAUCAGUCAGAAUAAUCCAUCCCUUGGUUGCAAAGGAAAUACUACACCAGCUCUUAGGUGAGCAACCUCAAAGUGAGCUGGCACUGAAUCUCCUGCAGGAGGAUGGGCUUUUUGAGCACAGGUUUGGCAAAGAUGACUACAUCAAAUUUUUGCGAGCCCUAUUCAUGAGACGAAGCAGAGUAAGCAAAGGUGAUGAGUCUGACAGUUUCUUCUCCCCACUCAUUGAACAUGUACAGGAAAAUGAAAGUCCUGAGAAAGCAAUUCUGCUUCUUAAAGAGGCAUACAUACGAUUCAACAAAGAUGCUUUCUUUGCUCAGCAACUUGCCCGUCUCAGCUAUGUCCAUGACCUAUUUGAAGAUGCAAGACAAUGGGCAGAAAUCGCUGCAUCCAAGAUGCCGAACAAUUCCGAUAUUUUAGACACCAGAGGCCAGGUGUACAGGAGGUGGUUUGCUGCCAAAUCUAAAGCACUUGACAAAGUUAAGAAAACACCAGAAAAUACUGUAGAUGCCAUUGAGACAGCAUUGAAGGCACUAGAAUGUUUUCAGCUUUGUGAAAAGGCAGCUAUUGCAGAUGCCGAAACGAUGAACAACUCUGGAUUUUUUGCUGUAGUAGAAGUGGGAUGUAGUUUGCUAAAGCUUAUUUUCUCACUUCCAAUCUUCUCCUGUAAGUCAUCUGGCUAUACCACAUGCAUACAGUACCUGGUGACUGACUUUAUCCCUGAACCCGUUAAGAAACCUUGGGAGAAUAUUCACAGCAAAUUGAAAAGCCUGCAGACCUUAAUGAGGGAUGCCCUGGAGUGGAUAUCUGAUGACUUGAGUUACUUUCAGACUGAUGUAAGCACAGAUGAAGAAGGGACUUCAGAAAGCUAUGAGAUGAAAAUAAGCCACCCUAAGACUUGGUUGGUGACCAAAUCCAAUGUGUAUGGAAAGUACUUCAGUGAUGCCUCUGCUGAAACCCUUAAGAAGCAGUCUCAGUCGAACCCAGACAGCCUGACUCCUUUCAUGAAACGGAUGCUGAUUUAUCGUCUCGGUGGGGGCAACAUAAUAACAAUCUUCUCACUUCUCAGUGACCACAAAGACAAAGAUUCAGUCAAAAUACUUGAGGACAUAAUCUCAUUGUACCCCAGAAAUCCACAGAAAGCAAGGCUCGAUCAGAUGGAUCUUUCGAACUACAUAGCCACCCACAUUGCUCUUAGCUGCCUCUCACCCCAGUCUUCCAUGCUAUCCAGUCUGACGGAUCUUCGGAGAUUGACCCAGCAGCUUCCCAGUGAAAAACGGGACUGCUUGUCAUGUGCCCUUUACCUCCUCACAUUGCUCUUCUGGCCAGAAGAUCAUGACACGGAGGAAACAAAGAACACUAAAUAUGAAAUUGUUCUUGCUGCAGUAGAAUUCCUCAAACGCAGUUACUGGAAGAAAAUGAAAGAUGUUCCACAGAGAAGGAGGAGGAUAUUCACCCACUUUUUCCUUGGGAAUGGAAACGGCUUUGAGAAGUUUGUGCACAAAACCAAAGUGGAGAAAAUCACAAAACUCCUGAGUGUCUCUGAGAAGAAACUGAAGUGGUUUCGUGGCGAGGUGUGGAAAAUGCCAGAAAUCGCAAAGCUGUUCAAACGUGUAAGUGGCUGGACAGAGGAUGGGACAGUGUAUAUUGAAGGCCCCCGCCAGAAGUUCAUUGUGCACGCUCUGAACACAGGCUCAGUGCCUUAUGGGAAUGAAAAUGUCACCUUCUACUUGGGCUUCACCUUCAGAGGGCCAGUGGCCUACAACAUUACAGCAAAGUCGUAGUAAA
Engraulis encrasicolus (European anchovy) is the source of this 4744-nucleotide messenger RNA. Its product is annotated as sterile alpha motif domain-containing protein 9-like. NCBI's taxonomy places the organism in Eukaryota, Metazoa, Chordata, Actinopteri, Clupeiformes, Engraulidae. The record is from RefSeq and is a predicted model, not a curated record. Bases 133 to 4740 code for a protein of 1535 amino acids. The transcript is spliced from 3 exons. Gene Ontology annotation, cellular component: cytoplasm. Gene Ontology annotation, molecular function: protein binding.